Soboliphyme baturini is the source of this 393-nucleotide messenger RNA. The record is from the annotation of a GenBank genome assembly. Lineage: Eukaryota; Metazoa; Nematoda; Enoplea; Dioctophymatida; Soboliphymatidae.
AUGGCCACAAGAGAAUCAAGUCCUGUGACUGCCGCCUCAACUAAAGUACAGGUGUAUCAUAAAGUAGGACCUUCAGAUGGGGCCCUUGUGGUCACUUCUCAAUUACCUAGCGAUUUUCUGCUCUUGACUGCAAAUGAUGAAAUUUUGAAGGAAGUUCCUUCAGAAGACUGUGCUGGCCCAUCUGACACAUCUGCUCCAGAAGCAGUCGAAGAAGAUGACGAGAGCGAAGAGAAGCAAGGUUGGGAGCUGGGCGGAAGAGUCGACGUAGCACAAAGGUCAAUUUCGCAGAAACGACGGCUGCGAAGGAAGCGCCUCCAAGAAAUGCACAUCAAGAUGAAACGUGGAAAGUUUUGGGAAAUAUGGGAAAUGCAGAAGGAAAAAUAUGACAUCUAG